Rotaria sp. Silwood2 is the source of this 309-nucleotide messenger RNA. NCBI's taxonomy places the organism in Eukaryota, Metazoa, Rotifera, Eurotatoria, Philodinida, Philodinidae. The record is from the annotation of a GenBank genome assembly.
AUGCCAGCCAAGAAGGAAGAAAUUAUUGCUGAUUCCAAAGAUUAUUUUGUUCAGGUUAAAGCAACCGUAGAACAGUUAUCAAACGAUUAUAAAAAAAAAUUAAAGUGCGAAAUGGAAAAAAAUGAUCUAGAAGCACAAUUAAUGAAGGCAAUUGGAUUAAUUAAUCCUUCGAACGGGAUUAAUGAUCAAAUUCACAUGAUCAAUGGAUCUAUUAUCGAAUUAAACAGCAGUAUCAAUGAUGCUUUAAAACUUCUUGAUGCAUUAAACUAUGAUUUUGGUGAGAAAGAAAAAAAAUUAUUUCUAUUCUAA